Ochotona princeps (American pika) is the source of this 350-nucleotide messenger RNA. Its product is annotated as dynactin subunit 6-like. Gene Ontology annotation, molecular function: dynein complex binding. NCBI's taxonomy places the organism in Eukaryota, Metazoa, Chordata, Mammalia, Lagomorpha, Ochotonidae. The coding region runs from base 42 to 350 and encodes 102 amino acids. The transcript is spliced from 4 exons. Gene Ontology annotation, biological process: mitotic spindle organization. Gene Ontology annotation, cellular component: dynactin complex. The record is from RefSeq and is a predicted model, not a curated record.
GAGGUGUCGAUCCCGCCUGCAGUUGGAUACCAGGCAGUACUAUGGCGGAGAAGACGCAGAAGAGUGUGAAGAUUGCCCCAGGAGCAGUUGUGUGUGUGGAAAGUGAAAUCCGGGGAGAUGUGACCAUAGGACCCAGAAUGGUGAUCCACCCCAAGGCGCGGAUCAUUGCCGAAGACAGGCCCAUAGUGAUUGGGGAAGGCAACCUGAUAGAAGAGCAGGCCCUCAUCAUAAACUCGUACCCAGAUGACAUAACUCCAGAUACAGAGGAUGCAGAACCCAAGCCAGUAGUCAUCGGCACCAACAACGUGUUUGAAGUUGGCUGUUAUAUCCUGUGCAAUAAUCUGGGAUAA